AUGGACAAUUUCAGUAAAUUUCAUUUAGUCCUUGACUCCUUGCUCUGUCCGGUUUGUGGUGAACAACCUGAAUCUCAUCAGCAUUUAUUUUUUCAAUGCACUCUGUCUAGACGAGUGGUGGAGUUAGUGUUCAGUUGGCUGGGUUUUAGAGGGUUGCCGUUAGAGUUUGCUGGUUGGUUAACUUGGCUCUCGCUGAAAGCAUCUGGUAUUGUUAGACUCAUCAGCAUUGCAGUUUGUGCAGCCACUUGUUAUUGUAUUUGGCUGAACAGAAACAGGUGUGUCUUUGAAGGCUGCUCCAAAUCUGAAUCUUUACUUGCUUUUGACAUCAAGAAGGUUCAGUGUGUUGAUCCUCUUGUUUUGGCUCUCUUUGUGAUGUAUUUUGGUGGUUGA
Humulus lupulus (European hop) is the source of this 390-nucleotide messenger RNA. RefSeq lists its product as uncharacterized. The transcript has 2 exons. Bases 1 to 390 code for a protein of 129 amino acids. The record is from RefSeq and is a predicted model, not a curated record. NCBI's taxonomy places the organism in Eukaryota, Viridiplantae, Streptophyta, Magnoliopsida, Rosales, Cannabaceae.